Molecule: messenger RNA, 2169 nt
Organism: Clavispora lusitaniae ATCC 42720
Lineage: Eukaryota; Fungi; Ascomycota; Pichiomycetes; Serinales; Metschnikowiaceae
Gene: PTR3
Product: Ptr3p
Molecular function (GO): protein binding
Source: RefSeq, a predicted model, not a curated record
AUGGAUCCGGCCAAGCUUGUGCUCCUAGAAAAUCUUUUAAGAUUUCCAGCACAUUCAUCUCAGGUAGUGAAAGAUGCCUCCGUUCUCACAUGUGGCUGUCUUGUCUCAGAAGCACAGUUUGUUCAAUCUCAAUCUUCAAAAUGCCCUGUUUGUUUGGAACCAGCAAUUCUAUCGAAACCCGUUGAACCUCUUAGGCAACUCUAUAGUCUCAUACAGCAGUUUUCCUCGGAGCUAGCUAAUCAACUGAACCGCCGCCCGUCCCUGAAAAGAAGUAUAGGCCUAGGUCCAGAAUUUAGACAGGAAGCUGAGUCUACAAAUUUGGUAGGAUUGUUUUACAAAUAUGCCAAGGAGGAAAACCUGAAAACAGCACGGAAAUCAAGUCAAUCCAAACUGCUGCUGAUUCCAAUUCCGCAGACACAGCUGUCUGCGAACCAGGUUGUUGCCCAAUCGGCGGAUUCUAAACACUCUCUCAAAUUUGCAGAAUCUUCAAUUAUUUCUUCGUCCCCAGAAGAAAAGUUUAUCAACAACACGACAAUCGAAAGACAAAAGUCUAUUCACACACAGCAAAGCUCAGAGCAUGAGUACUCAGAAGAUACGUCAAAAAUGAACAUGCUCAUGGGACUAAGCGAAAGAGAAGAAUACAACUUCAGCCGUUGCUUUCCUUUCCACCGCAAGCUCAGCACAUUCCAGACUCAACAAAAUAAAUUCAUGAUGAAGCCUCGGACGUUUAUGACAAAGUCAACUAAGUUCUGUUGCUCAGAUAUAGUUUCACGGCACGACCCUACUACAAAUGCAGAAAGAACAACGUUUGUGCUCAUUACAGAGAAGAAAUGGGAACUCCACGAACUUGUAUCAGGCGGGAAACCGCGACUCAUAGCUUGCGGAAAGAGUAAUGGUGAAUAUGGACCUCUGCCAGCAGACGUGAAGGUUCCUAAGGAGAGGGGUUUGGUGAUCCGCAAUGAUUUCAGUGGCAAAGAGAAAGGAGAUGAAAACUCCGAUGAUUUAUACUUACGUCUUAAAUCAUGGGUUCAACUAUAUUGCUGUCUUUCAGAACGAUUCUUGGUUAUAUCUGGAACCCAAGGAGUAGUGCGUGUUUUGAACGUUGAUCCUGCUGUUGGUGAAGUGGGAAGUCCAGUGUACACGUAUAUGACCAAUUUUCCCAUCAGAUGUAUUGCUAUAGCACCAAGCGAAAAUCUUAUUGCAUGUGGAAUUACCGCUCUUGAACGCAUUUCUUCAAAGCAACAACCAUUUAUCAUAUUGCAUAAGCUUGAUUUUGAUAAUGGAUUAUUUGUCAAAAUGAGUCCUAUUACAAUCACCGUUCCAUUUCGUGAUCCUUUGAAAAUGUUGAGUUUUAAUGCCUCCUCUACACAUUUGCUUGCGUGCACCGUUUAUGAGAUGCGGUAUUUCAUUAUAAAAUUACGUCGAGAGGACAGUUUAGACUAUUCAAAGCCCCGGCUCAUUUGGAGUGAUAUGCGUAUGACGAAACUGCCAGGUAAAAAACGCAGAGGAACAAAUGAGGAUGAUAUUCUCAACGAAAUGGACGACUCAUAUGUGCAUAAUACGGAUGAUGAUCAAAUGCUAGAUAAUGAAGGAAUUACUUCUGUGAAGUUUGGUUUACCAUUUACAAACACCUUGGUACUCACCUCUUCUUCUUUGAAAAACCGACCUCCAAUAGUUUUGAAGUUGGACGGUCCAUCCAUUGACCAUAGCCAAAGACUUCCCCGUGUGCCUUCAAGCAACUUUUACCAAGAUGUUUUGCUGCAUGUAAGUGCUACACGACUUAUUGACAGUGACGACGAAAAGGCGAACAUUGACGAUGUAGAGGUACUCAUGAAAGUGCCUGAAGUUGGAUCGCUGAUUUACAAUGUGGAAAUUUCUCCCCGUGGCGACGGGAUGGUUUUUGUGGAUAAACUGGGGAAGUUGUACCUUGUCUCCACAAAUAUGCAACUAAGUCACUCUUCGCUGGUAUCUUCCCGCAGGCGGGUUGUUUUAUUGGGCGAAUCUGCGGAUGCUUACAGAUAUAGCGAAGCGACAUCCGUGAGGUUUUCCUCUGACGGCGGAAAAAUAUAUGCUGUGGAUCGCAGGGGCUUGGUCCAAGUAUUUGAUUUCACGAAAGGAAUUCCUGGCGAAGAUCCUGAAGUAAUCAAGUGCAAGAUUAUUAGUGUAUGA